AUGAUGUUAACAUUAUUAAGGUCCAGGGGCAGACGCCACACUGCACCCUCCUCCUCCAAGCUGUCCAAUGGAUACAUCCUGCCUGAGGGGAGACUGACUCCCAACGCGCUCUUUGUCGGUGGGAUAGACGUAAAGGUGGAGGAAAAUGAAAUACGCGACUUCUUUGCAAAAUUUGGCCAAGUCAAGGAAGUGAAAAUCAUCACAUACCGUGGAGGACUCUGCAAAGGUUAUGGCUUUGUGUACUUCAAUGAAGAGGUCAACAUUCCGUCAAUCGUUGAGGAACACAUCAGCUUUAAGGGCCGGAAACUCAAGCUCGGCCCCGCAAUCAUGAAAGAAAGGACUUCACGCUCCAUGCAACCCUGGCCUGGCCAAGCUCAUUGGACGAGCCCCGCCCAGUACUUCUACUGUGCUUGCUGCUCACCUGUAGGGGGUGGUGUGGCACAACCUUCACCCAUUCUCAACGGCAGCAGCCCCUACCCUCCGCCAUACUCCUUUUCCAACUACGGAGGAGGUGUGAUGGUCCCACAGAUGCCAAUGAACUACCCACAGAAUGUCUUUGCCUACCCGUCCACUCCAGCUCACUGGGCGGCGGACCAGAGGACACACUCAAUCAAUCAGAGCUUUGUGGACUGUGGAGUCCAGACUAUGUUGACUGUGAUGUAG
Messenger RNA from Limanda limanda (common dab), 663 nucleotides. RefSeq names its product deleted in azoospermia-like (gene dazl). The transcript is spliced from 9 exons. The coding region runs from base 1 to 663 and encodes 220 amino acids. Gene Ontology annotation, molecular function: RNA binding. Lineage: Eukaryota; Metazoa; Chordata; Actinopteri; Pleuronectiformes; Pleuronectidae. The record is from RefSeq and is a predicted model, not a curated record.